Molecule: messenger RNA, 876 nt
Organism: Triticum aestivum (bread wheat)
Lineage: Eukaryota; Viridiplantae; Streptophyta; Magnoliopsida; Poales; Poaceae
Product: zinc-finger homeodomain protein 9-like
Exons: 2
Coding region: 1-876 (291 amino acids)
Biological process (GO): regulation of developmental process; regulation of DNA-templated transcription
Cellular component (GO): nucleus
Molecular function (GO): transcription cis-regulatory region binding; DNA-binding transcription factor activity
Source: RefSeq, a predicted model, not a curated record
AUGGACGUCAAGUACCCCAGCGGCUCUAUCAAGAAGGUGAGGCAGGCGGCUGUGGUGCCGGCGGUGCAAGAGGUGAAGUACAACGAGUGCGGCAGGAACCACGCGCUGGCUAGCGGUGGGCAUGUCGUGGACGGCUGCGGGGAGUGGAUGCCCUUGGGGGACCUCAACCCCGUCGACGCGUCGUCGUACAAGUGCGCAGCCUGCGGCUGCCACCGCAGCUUCCACCGCAAGGUGAUGAUGGAGAGGUCGCCGCCGCUGCCGCCCAUGGUGGAGACCGUGCUCCAUGGCCUGCCGCAGCGCAGGAAGGAGGAGACGCCGGAGGACCGGCUGCCGGGCGUCGACUCUGACACCAACUCAGAUGGCACGGAGUACAACUCAGAUGCCACGGAGUACGACUCAGAAGGCACAGAGUACGACGACGAGCGCUCCGUGCCCCGACCACUCCAACCUCAACCCGUGUACCAUCCGGCGCAGAAUCCAGUGGAACCUGCGGAUAUCUCUUCUGGGCGACACAACUUCCUGUCGAGGGCACUGCAGAUCCAGAGGCUCCCCGCCCAGCUCUCGCCGGCGACAGCGUCACCGCCCCAUGGGGUUAUGUCGGAGAGGAAGCGGUCCCGCACCACGUUCACCACCGACCAGAAGCUGCGGAUGGAGGAGCUGUCGGAGCACCUGGGGUGGCACCUGCAGAAGCGCGACAAGGACUUCAUCGAAGCAAGAUGCCGCGACAUAGGCGUCAGCAAGAAAGUCUUCAGGAACUGGAUGAACAACAAGAAGCGCAAGUACCCCAGCGGCCACAACCCCUCCGCUGCAGCAUCAUCUGUUGUCGGACCAUCCCAUCUCCGUCUUCCCCCACCACAAUCACACCACCAGUGUUAG